Molecule: messenger RNA, 585 nt
Organism: Trypanosoma rangeli
Lineage: Eukaryota; Euglenozoa; Kinetoplastea; Trypanosomatida; Trypanosomatidae
Exons: 1
Coding region: 1-585 (194 amino acids)
Source: RefSeq, a predicted model, not a curated record
AUGACACUGAACGUCGCCUGUGUCCAGUACACCGCUGGGGAGUCGGAGGAGGCGGCUCAAUCUUGCUUGCAUGAGUCACACCAAACACUGCAAGUGCUUGAUGCCCUGAACUGUAACGACGUUGACCGUGUGCACAUGACGAACGUGAUUUGUGGCGACUUCAAUAACGUUCACGACGAGGAUGCCUGCGUGCAGUUGAUGCGGGAGCUUUUCUUCUUCACCCAUAACAUUGUGGGGGGCCCUCGCUGGGCGACGUGGUUAAAUAAAGACACGCAGGCCUCCGCGAGGUACCAGAAGUACUACGCCUGCAACUGUGAGUGCUUCGAGAGCACCAACGCCGCAAGGCGGGCGCAGCGCGAGGUGGCCAAGUACGCGAGGAAGCCUAGUGACGGUAGAAGGACGGCGACGUCAGCCGACCACGCGGAAGUGGAGGAGGUGAUGGAGAAUACUAUGGAGCAUGCCGGAGCUCAGGCGGAGGAACGUGAGCUGAAGCCAGCGACAGAGAAAGAGAGGAAGAGGGAGAAGAGACGGGGGCGAGGCAGGAGCAGCGGCAGGACGCACUGGAAGUACGGAAACGAACCCUGA